UCUAAUUCCAGGUUGAUAAAAUAUGUGGGUGUGUUAAGCUUGGAAGCUAAAGAAUCUCUUAUGAAAUGUUAAAUAAAUAUGUAUUUAUUAGCAAAGAGUAAUGUUAAAAAAAUGUCAAUGUAAAUGUAGCAAAUGUCUAAUAUUUUUAUGUAUAUAUAAAUACAUAUUUUUAUAUUAAAAAUACAUCUAAUGACUAAAAAGGGUCAUGCAUAGUGACAAACUACAUAGAACUAUUAUUAUCAUUCAACAAUACAAUGCAUGCAAUUCUCAUCAGUCACGUGUCAUCAGUGUAGUUUCUAGGCGCAGGAGGCACCUGUGUUUUUUUUUAAAAACCUUCCCAACACCAAACAACAGAAAGAAAAGGUUAGCAACUAGCUAGUGAACACAGUGUGGCAUUUAGCUGCUAAAGCGCAAAAUAUUUUGUUGGUAGAGAUCAGAGCGAAAGAGAGAGUGAAUAUUGGACUUAAAUUGUGUGUCAGCUGACUAUAAACUUGACUCCAAAUGAAUGGUAAGGUUGCCCCGUGUGGCUGGACAGGUUUUGGUUUAGUGCUCAACACUGACACUGUAUUCUUACAGGAACUGAAUGGGGGCUGGGAUCCAGCUAAACUGUAUGAAUAUUAGUCACCUUUCUAAGAUCUCUCUUCUUUUCCUGAUUCCUUAUAAGCUGACAUCCACCUGUGGGUAGAUCACUGCCCCUAUCAGUUUGUCUUGGCUUUACUCUGUCCUGACUACACACUAAUUGAUCGGCUCUUGCUAGUAUCAGCAGCAUGAUUGUGCACUGAUCGAGUUCUUUUGCAGGAUUAAAUAGUGUGAAUGGAUUAGCAUUCUUAAUCACGCAAGAAUAGAUCACAGAGGAUGCUGUUUGUUCCCCUUUGUCUCCCCUAUCCCUUAGUUAAAUACCAGCUCACAGCCAGGUAGUACACAGUGUUUGUUCACAGUGUGGGCUUCUCUGAUGAACACCCCCACAGUGUUGACCAAAGCGAUUAGUCUGUGUUUUAUGAGCCACCCGUGAAGAGUUGUACUCGAUUUAAAUAGGUUAGCAGAAUGAGAACAACAUACCUGCAGUUGAAUGGCCUGCCGGCAUUUAUCUCUGUUGGAUUUCUCUAAAAGUAAAUGUAAUUUGAUGUCUGGCAUUGCCUUGAAAUGCAGAAAGAGGUUUAGCGUAGUUUGCAGCAUUUUUCAAUGCCCCAGAUUUUUUUAAAGCAAAGUUUAGCUGAAGUCAUUGUAAGCAAGGGUUGGAAAUGUGAACUUCCAUAAAUAUAGCAAACACAGGUUUUUAUGCUUAUAAAUAUUACAAAAUGUCAAGACAGAAUGUGUAACUCUCCGACGGGGUUCUGAAUUUCCCACAAACAAGGCUUGCGAUGCGCCUCAAUCAGCCACAGCACUUAACAUCCCUCUGAGAGGUUGAUGCCAAUCUGCCUGCUUGUCACAUCAAGCUCGUCCUGCCCUCUCCCCUCCGCUGCACUUAUCCUCUUCCCCUCCCUCAGAUUUCUCUGCCUCUUUAUGGCAAGUGAUUUCAUGCUGUAGGGGAAACACAACUGGAAGGCCUGCUGGGUGCACGUUAGGGUCCGGGAUAUCGCCACAGGCUGUUAUGUGUGUAAACACGCCGACAGCGCUGGCAGGUUUCGGCUCUCAGAAACCCUCAACUGUUGUGUUUUUUCAAGAAAAUGAACCGUCUUCUGUCAUCCGCCAGUUUCUGCGCGUCACACAAACAAGACUCCGCCAUCCUUUUCCUUGUUAUUCAUGUUGUUGCUCUCAUGUUCAGAUGGCCUUUGAAAUCACACAUCUUGGCCAAGAAGAAUUAGAUUUAUUUUAAUGACUAAAGGUUAUACAGUAAACAUUGCAGAAGAAGCAAGAAUUCUGGAUGUUUCACUUAGAACAAAGUCAACAAAACUCAUCUCUCCCUUCAGUAUUCACACCGCUGUGUCUGUGUGUUAUUGAAAAAUGCCUUAUUUUAGUCUAGGGGUUACUGCAAAACACAGACCCCUGAGGCGAAGACCUUCACCCAUGAUCUCUGAGCCACGGCUUGUUAUGAGUGUGUGUGAGGUUGUGCCGCGUGUGUGUUUCUGCUCAUUCCGACUGGUUAACUUUAAAUAAGAUGCUCCGAGCCACAGUAAACCCUUACUCCCUCACUACCUUCCUGUUUCUUUCCCUUCCAAUAGCACCCCAGGCCCUGUAAAAACACUGAGGAAGAAGAAGGAGUAGUUGGCAAGCAGACCACAGAUGGGGGGGAGCAAGGUUACACCCAACUGCAAGGCUGGGAGGAUUGAUUGUAAAAAGAUGCUUAUAACAGUGACUCAACCUUGCUUAUGAAAUCCAUAUUUUUUUUUGCACUUCUCGUGUUAAACAAGAUAAAUUGGUUGUCUGGCACAGUUUUGUUCAGACCUUUUGCCCAUCAGUGUUCUGCUUUAUCGAGCUUGACAGGUUUUUUUUUUGUUCUUAGGAAAUGUUCUGGGGGUCAUAUGUCUUGUGAGGCGGUUGAAGCUAUUGCUAAAUAUCUUGAGGGAAUGUUGGGUGUGAAAGGAUAAACAGUCAGUAUGAAAACUGUGUUGAUACUUGGAAUGAAUACGCCAGCCGUUUCUACAUUUAUGUCUUAGUUACAAUAAAAAUAUGCAUGUUAAUUUCCCCUAUAAAAUGAUGCAUAGCUACAAUCUGCCAUUCAUUAUCACAUGAUCUUUUCUCCACACCUGCAGCUGCAUCUUGGCUCUCCUGACUCUGGCAAAGCUUUCACAAACCAGGAACAACCUGUCCCAAGAUUACAGAAAUAACCUUGUAGGAGAUUGUAUUUUUAAUGACCUGAAAUGUUUGGAUGUGUCUCUGCAAUUCUUUGUCCAGAGAGGAGCUGGAGGGCUUUGAGUCCAGCGGUACUCUGAACCACCUCAAGGUGUGUUUCUCCAGAGACGAGCAGGAGGAGGAGGAGGAGGAGGAGGAGAAGAAGGCGGAGGUGGUCACCAUCUCCGCAGCGCGAUGCAAAUACGUCCAACACAACCUGCUACUUCACAACCAACAGAUCGCAGAAAUCCUGCUCAAACGUAAUGGUUGCAUCUAUGUCUGCGGAGAUGCUAAGAACAUGGCUAAAGACGUGAACGACACCCUGAUGGAUAUGAUCAAAACGGAGCUUCAGGUGGACCAGCUGGAGGCUAUGAAGACACUGGCAAGGCUGAGAGAGGAGAAACGCUACUUACAGGACAUCUGGGGCUGACGGUGCAUGACGAGAUAAGGGCAUUUUGCAGCAUUCACUGGCCUUUUUUUUUUUUUUUUUUCACACCUUCAAGAAAAAAAAAUCUGCAUGCUCUGCUGUAAACUCUGGAACCAUAAAAUUGUGGAUGCUGAAGCACGGAGUUAGUUUACACCACCCAAUGCUACCAAGAUGGAAUGUACCAUGCUGACCCCGGGGAUAUCGGUUCACUACAUCAUCUUGGGCUUUGCUGUUUGAACAAAAAUGACCUUGGUCUGGGCAAUAGUGCUGGAGAUUGGUCCUGCAGUGUGAAAAUGCUUUUAGUGUAGACAAGCCUCCUUCUCCUCAUCUUGUCUGGGGAAAAGGCACUUACUUCCGUCGGCUGUGAUGGAGUGAUUUUGAUGAGACUGUGUCAGAUAUCGCUCCAGCCUAGAUGGAAACACAGCAGUCUGUAGCUAUUUAACAACACACACACACACAGUAAAUUGGUUAUUGUCAUUCAGGAUGAAAGAAAUCUUUUUUUCUUCAUCAGUUAUUUUUUGUUUUUGCUGUGCCAAGCCGGCUAUGAAUGCCAGCUCAAUGCACCAAGGUAUAUACCUCUAAAGUCAUAAUCAGUAGAAAUUAUUUCAAAUGAUGAUUUAAAAAGGUAUCUCAAUUCCAAAAUAUUUUGGUUUGCUGCAUUAUAACUUAUUAUCAUCAUAUUUCAAUCCAAAAUACUGUGGGUAUAGUUAAGUUUUUAUCUUAUUUCGGAGAUAAUGAGAACAGGUUUUUUAAUCAUUUUUGUAAAUGAAGUUCUUGGAGAUGAGGACAGUUAUCAGUGAUUCAUCAUUAUACUGUGUGCUAAAUUAGUACAAAGGGCGUGAAUUUCAAUGAUAAUGCACAGCUCUAACUUUGUUUAUGUCUGUCUGCCCCAGCAGUCUGUCUGUCUGCCUGUUUGGAGACGGUCAAGUCCAACUUUUCUAAGUCCUGCAAACCCGACUAAAAUCUCACAAACUGUAGUUAAAACAAACACAACUGUGCCUUGUGUGAUCAGGAAUUAAAAGACAUUUCAGUGUAAACUA
Messenger RNA from Morone saxatilis (striped sea-bass), 4239 nucleotides. RefSeq names its product methionine synthase reductase-like. Gene Ontology annotation, biological process: homocysteine metabolic process. Bases 2810 to 3202 code for a protein of 130 amino acids. The record is from RefSeq and is a predicted model, not a curated record. Gene Ontology annotation, cellular component: cytosol. NCBI's taxonomy places the organism in Eukaryota, Metazoa, Chordata, Actinopteri, Moronidae. The transcript is spliced from 2 exons. Gene Ontology annotation, molecular function: flavin adenine dinucleotide binding; [methionine synthase] reductase (NADPH) activity; FMN binding.